Molecule: messenger RNA, 3142 nt
Organism: Vicia villosa (hairy vetch)
Lineage: Eukaryota; Viridiplantae; Streptophyta; Magnoliopsida; Fabales; Fabaceae
Exons: 3
Coding region: 480-2879 (799 amino acids)
Molecular function (GO): protein dimerization activity
Source: RefSeq, a predicted model, not a curated record
CGGAUCGUUCCCGGGCGGAGCGGAUCCGGAUCCUUUCCUUUUUUUUUUAAUUUUUUUCUGGGUAAAAUUACUUUUUUACCCUCGUUUUAAUCCUUCCCUCAAAGUUCAGUCACGAUAAUCUCAUUUCACUCUCGUUUCACUCUGCCCUAGCCAGUAGCCACCGAAACUUCACUCUUCUCAUCGUUUCACUCUUCUCAUCGUUCUCAUCGUUUCACUCUUCUCAUCGCUUCCGCCACCAGCCACCCCAGCCACCGUUCAGCCACCACCAACCACCGUUCUGCUUCCAGCCACCGUCCUCUCACGGUAACUUCACUCUUCUCAUCGUUUCACUUUUCUUUUCUUUUACACUAUUUUACUUCCAGCCACCGUUCUUUUCUUUUCUUCCCACUGUUUUCUUUUAUUUUACUUCUUUUUGUUAAUUCUUUUUCUCCACUGUUUUAUUAAAUGUAUAUGUCACUGUUUUUUGUCGAUAGAACAAUAUGGCAGCAUCUUCCUCAACACCAAAUUCUUCUACGUCGGUUGCUUCGUGUGCUGCAAUAUUCAAACCAACCAAUAGUAAAGACAUAGGAUGGAAAUAUAAUGGUUUGAAGGAUUUGAAUAAUCGGAAGAAGGUCACAUGUGAUUUCUGUAACAUGACAAGUAGUGGAGGAAUAAGUAGAGCAAAAAGGCAUCAAGCAGGAAUUCAAGGCGAUGUAAUUCCUUGUUUGAAAACACCGGAGGAUGUUAAGGCUAUAUUACGUGCCGACAUUUUUGAGAAAGAGAAAAUUAAGAAAGGAAUACAAGAAAUUGCGGUGCAAAUAGAUGCGGAUGAUACCCUUGAUAUCGAGGAAAUAAGUAGGAUUAGAACCGGAAAGAGGAUUGCCGAGAAUGAGACCUCUUCAAUAGCCAUCAAGAGGACUAAAGGGCCAUUAGAUUUGGUGUAUAAGAAGGCUAAGGACACAAGUAUCAAUGAUGCUUGUGAUAAAGAAGCGAGGGCAAGAACUAUCCAAUAUGUUGCUCGCUUUUUUUAUACGUGUGGAGUUGCUUUUAAUGUAGCAAAUGCAAGAGCUUUUAAGUUGAUGUUGGAAGCCGUUGGGAGCUAUGGUCCUCAUUUGAAGCCGCCAAGUUAUCAUGAACUUAGGGUUCCACUUCUUAAAAAUGAGUUGGAAUAUACGAAAGGUUUGUUGAAGAACCAAGAGGUGCAAAGAAACAAAUACGGUUGUUCAAUUAUGUCGGAUGGUUGGACGGAUAGAAAAGGUAGAACAUUGAUCAAUUUCUUGGUCAAUUGCUCGACGGGGACCAUGUUUGUGAAGAGUGUGGAUGCUUCCGACUAUGCAAAGACGGGUGAAAAGCUAGCCGAGUUGUUGGACACAUUUGUUGAGGAAAUGGGUGAAAAAAAUGUUGUCCAAUUGAUCACCGAUAAUGGAAGCAACUAUGUAGCGGCGGGUAAAAUAUUGUGUGAAGGGAGGAAACACUUGUUUUGGACUCCAUGUGCUGCCCAUUGUAUAGACCUUAUGUUAGAAGACAUAGGCAAAAUUCCAAAGGUGAAAAAUGUUAUACAAAAAGGGAUUAAGGUUGUGGGCUACAUUUAUAACCAUACUUUUGCUUUGAAUUUAAUGAGAAAGACUACCGGCAAUGUUGAAUUGGUUAAACAAGGAGUGACAAGGUUUGCUACCCAUUUCCUUUGUCUACAAAGAAUGCAAGAACUAAGAGGAAAGCUUAGAGAGAUGUUCCUUUGUGAAGAAUGGACAAGUUCCAAGUGUGCCAAAGAUCCUAAAGGAAAAAGGGCAGCUACUACUAUUCUUAAUGUAUCAUUUUGGAGUGAUGUUCUCUACACUCUUAAGUGCAUGGCGCCUCUUGUAGAUGUGUUAAGAAUGGUUGACAAUGAAAGGAAACCCGCAAUGGGAUACAUAUAUGCCGCAAUGGGGGUAGCGAAGGAAUCGAUUGAAAAAGCUUUCAAUUUAAAUUCAAGCAAGUAUAAAGAUGUUUUUGAAAUCAUUGAUAAAAGAUGGGAGUGUCAACUUCAUCAUCCGCUACAUGCUGCAGGCCACUAUCUCAAUCCUGAAUAUUAUUUUUCUAAACCAGAAAUUGAGUCCGAUGCUAGAUUGGUAAAAGGCCUCCGUAGGUGCAUUGAGAGACUUAGUGAAAGUGAAGAUGUGGAGGAUUUGAUUUCAGUAGAAUUGGCACAAUAUCGGAGUGCUUCAGGUCUCUUUGGUAUAAAAGCGGCAAUGAGACAAAGGUCGACAUUAGCUCCAGCUGAGUGGUGGAAGUCUUAUGGAGCCGAAACUCCGCAUUUGCAAUUGUUGGCUAUUAAAGUGUUGAGUUUGGGUUGCAGUGCUUCCGGAUGUGAGCGUAACUGGAGCAUCUUUGAGCAUAUUCAUUCCAAGAAGAGAAAUAAAUUGGAACAUCAAAAAUUGCAAGACUUGGUGUUUAUCAAGUAUAAUCAAGCUUUGGUAGAGAGGUUUGAAAUUCGAGAUAAAAUUGAUCCUAUGGAAUUUAGCGAAAUUAAUUUCCACACCGAAUGGUUGGUGGGAGAGAUGGAAAAGGUAGGAGAUGUUGGUGAAGAAUUGGUUGAUCCAAAUCAUGAUUUAACUUGGACUCAAGUUGCCGAUGCUAGUGGGGCUAAUGAGCCUUUAAUCUACACUAGGAGGUCAAUGGCACGCCCACAAACAUCAAGGCCACCAAGAGCAACAAUUGCACCAAGAGCAACAAUUGCACCAAGAGCAACAAUUGCACAACAAGUGGUGGUAGAAGAGGUUGAAGAAGAUGUUGAAGAUGAAGAAUCGGAGGAAGAUGUUGAAGAAGAUGAAGAAUUGGAGGAAAAUGUUGAAGAAGAAGAAGAAGAAGAAGAAGAAGAUGAAGAUGAAGAUGUUGAGGAAUAUUUUGAUGAUGCUACAUGAUUUUUUAUGUUUGCUUGAAUUUUCAUAUUAUAGUACUAAGUUUGAAUUUGAAUCUAUAUGUUUUGAAUCUUUAUGUUUUGAAUUAUUAAGCAUGGCUCUUUGUUUGACAUUAGAUUUUAUAAAUAUUUUAUGAGUGAUGUGUUUUAUAAUUUUCUAUAUAAUUAUUAGUAUAUAAAAAUUUGUCCCGCUAUCCGGGAUGCCGCUAUUCCCACUAUUCCCAUUCCCGGGGGUCGGCCGCUCCGCUCCGCUAUCCGGGAUUAACA